GUGCACGCGACUAGUAUCUCAAAAUCAAGAUGGCUGCACACAGCGCUGUGCUCUCGAUGUCCAAAAUUAUAAAUCCUUUCUGGGGUGGACGUCUUGGAAACACGGUUAAAGUAUUUGGAACAACUCUGACAAGUCACAGGAAUAAGACUAUUACUAGAGACAACAUUCCCCCUCCUGCAAAGUAUGGAGGCAGACACACUGUUACCCUCAUUCCCGGAGAUGGAAUUGGUCCAGAGCUGCUCAAUCACGUCAGAGAGGUGUUCAGGUUCAGCUGCGUGCCAGUGGACUUUGAGGUGGUGCAUGUCAACUCUGCCAUAGAGACUGAGGAUGAUAUAAAAAAUGCCGUCACUGCCAUUCGCCGCAAUGGAGUUGCCCUCAAAGGUAACAUAGAAACCAAACAUACCAUGCCGCCAUCUGUCAAAUCCAGAAAUAAUGUUCUACGCACGAGCUUAGACCUGUUUGCCAACGUGAUGCACUGCCAGUCGCUCCCUGGAGUCCAGACACGCCACAAGAACAUCGACAUCAUGAUCAUCAGGGAGAACACAGAGGGAGAGUACAGCAGUCUGGAGCACGAGAGUGUAUCUGGGGUAGUGGAAAGUCUCAAGAUCAUCACCAGGAACAAUUCCCUCAGGAUUGCCGAGUAUGCCUUCAAUCUGGCCAGGGAGAAAGGUCGCAAAAGGGUCACCGCUGUGCACAAGGCUAACAUCAUGAAGCUCGGCGAUGGCUUGUUCCUGCAGUGCUGCAGAGAAGUGGCCUCUGGUUACCCGGACAUCACAUUUGACAGCAUGAUUGUGGACAACACCUCCAUGCAGCUGGUGUCCAAGCCCCAGCAGUUUGAUGUGAUGGUGAUGCCCAAUCUGUAUGGGAACAUAGUGAGCAACGUGUGUGCAGGCCUGGUGGGAGGGCCUGGACUCGUGCCUGGGGCUAACUAUGGCCGGGACUAUGCUGUCUUUGAAACGGCCACAAGGAACACAGGGAAGAGCAUUGCGGACAGAAAUAUUGCUAACCCCACUGCCAUGCUGCUAGCCAGCUGCAUGAUGCUGGACCACCUUAAGCUUUAUGACUAUGCGACCAUGAUCCGAAAUGCAAUCCUCACCACCAUGAAUGAAACCAGGUUGCACACAGCUGAUAUCGGGGGUCAGGGCACCACAUCAGAGGUGGUCCAGUCCAUCAUGAGGGUCAUCCAGAGUAAUGGGCAGCUCACGCUUUGAGUUAUAAACACACACACACACACACACACACACACACACACACAUGGAAGUGUGAGUUUGAACAGGUUAUCCAUGCAUGUCUGUUUCCAUAGCGUCAGGUCCUUUUUUUUUUCUUGUUCACACGGCUUACUGAUCACUGUACAAACAAGCUUUCAUUCACACACCUGCGUGUUUCACAUGUAACAUUGACCUUCAGAGACAGAUUUUAAAACGGUUUACUUUUGAUCAAAUUCCAUCAUUAUACUGUAUAGAUAUUUCCUGAGUUCAUCAGGCUCAUUCAGUUAAAAUAUGUGUUCUUACAAAUUGUUCUAUAACAUGAAAAGGCCUUUUUGUUACAAAUGUUUCCGUUAGCCUGACAUGUUGAGGUGAGAAAUAGUUAAAAAUCCUAAUAUGCAAAAGCAUUCGUUAUUGUGGAUCAUUAUUUAUUUUCUAAAUUACCACUUUUUUUACAGCCUUUAAAUCAACCAAAAUGUGCUAUGUCCAUGCAACACCUUACCUUUAUUUUGUCAUAUUGUAACUUAAAUGUCACUGUGCCUGUUAUAUGCCGUUCUGUCCUGUGUGUUCACAUCAGAUCAACUGUACUAAAAAAAACUGUUAUGUAGCUCAUUCAUACAUACUGUAUUAGAGGAGGUGCUUGGAUCAUAUUGCAAUAAUAUAUCAUUUUAAAGCCUGAUAUGACGAGAAUGAUUUUAUCACAGCUGUGGAUGGGUAUAUAUGUACUGUAAAACACAAAUAUUAUGAAUAAAGAAUUGAUCUGCCA
Messenger RNA from Plectropomus leopardus (leopard coralgrouper), 1971 nucleotides. The record is from RefSeq and is a predicted model, not a curated record. NCBI's taxonomy places the organism in Eukaryota, Metazoa, Chordata, Actinopteri, Perciformes, Serranidae.